Pelodiscus sinensis (Chinese soft-shelled turtle) is the source of this 2146-nucleotide messenger RNA. The record is from RefSeq and is a predicted model, not a curated record. Lineage: Eukaryota; Metazoa; Chordata; Testudines; Trionychidae.
UAAUGAUCUAACACUGGCUUCACAUGACCUGCCUGGGAGGGACAAUCAGCUGCUUACUUAUAGACACACCUCCACCCUCCCGUGCUUGAGGAUGUGUUACAGGGACGACAGCAGCGGUGAAAGGCAGGGGAUUGAAUUCUAGAUCAGGUGUUGGCCAGCGAUCCAGCCCCCUUCUAGGCUGCAGCCAGCAGGAGUGUGUUCCUUUACCCGGAAACCCUACAGAAGCAGCUCCCACCACUGGCAAUAUUAGCACCAUAAAGAUGACGGGAGAUGCUGCAUAUUCCAGUGGGGGCACACGCCAGAAGCAGGAGGGGAAGCUCUGGGACUCGGUGAAGACAACUGGCGUCAUACUCGGCCCAGGUCUGCUCAUGUUCGCUGCCUUCAGGAACUCUGUCACCUGGCACUUGCAGAAGUUCUGGGGGGCUUCGGGCGAUUUCUGGCAAGCACGAUGGGAGCAAGUGCACCACCUGCUUGGAGGAAACGAAUGGGCAAUUUUCUUGCUAGGCACCGCCUUGGUUCCAAGCCUGGUUUACUGGAGCUUCAAUGGACUCCUGAUGGUUGCAGAUGUGACUGGAAAGCCCAGUUUCAUUACCCGCUACCGCAUUCAGUUGGGCAAAAACGACCCUGUGGACAGGGUGAAGCUGCGGCAGGCUGUUCACACGGUGCUGUUGAAUCAGGCUUUCAUCUCUCUCCCCAUGGUGAUGCUCAUGCUCCCUAUCAUGAAGUGGCGGGGACAGCCCUGCAGCAAGGAACUACCCACCUUCCAUUGGUUCCUCCUGGAGCUGUCCAUUUGUGUCCUGCUGGAGGAGAUCCUCUUCUACUAUUCACACCGGCUCGUUCACCACCCACUUCUGUAUAAGCGCAUACACAAGAAGCACCAUGAAUGGACAGCCCCUGUUGGUGUGGUCUCCCUCUACGCUCAUCCGGUAGAGCACGUGUUUUCCAACAUGUUGCCUUUACUGGUGGGUCCGAUAAUCCUGGGAUCCCAUGUUGCUUCCAUCAUGGUGUGGCUCUGCCUUGCGAUUCUGGCUACGUCCAUCUCCCACUGCGGCUACCACCUGCCCUUCCUCCCGUCCCCGGAAUUCCACGACUUCCACCACCUCAAGUUCAACCAGUGCUACGGAGUCCUGGGGGUGCUGGACCGCCUGCACGGGACGGACACGCUCUUCAAGCAAACCAAAGCCUACGAGAGGCACCAAGUCCUGCUGAGCCUCACGCCUCUCACGGAGAGCAUUCCCGACGGGCCCAAAAAAGCCAAGUGACCCGCCUCCCCCCCGCCCGGUGAUCACGAGAGCUAGCACCCAUGAUUAUGCCAAAUAAUUUUCUAAUGAGAAGCAGGUUAUUGUUCUAAGUAACAAAGACAACAUGGAACUGGGAUCCAUUGCCAGAGAUUUGCGCUUGCUUCCCUUUGGUUCCCAGCAGCCUGGCAUGCAGCGCUUAGCUCCAGGCAGCCGCCCCUGAGCCGGGCAGCCUCUGGGAGCACAGGGGUGUUUAGUUCCCUGGAUCCAGCUGCCCCCCGCAGGCUCCAUCCCAGCCCCACAGCAAUGGCUGUUCAGAUCUCCCUUCCCUGCACUCUUGGUUUUUAGAAAGCUGCUGCUUUCACAGGCCUUUUCAGCCCAGAGCUGCAUCUCCCCUGCACUGCAUGGGAAGUCACGGGGGAUUCAGGAGCACAGCGCUGCUUUGAUGCAGCCUGGCCCCAUCUCAUCCCAGCACGCUGGGCCUGGGUGAGUCGAUCCGAACACCACAUGGAAACAUGCUUGUGAGGCAAUAUGGCCUUCAUCACCACUUCACCAGCACCACCCGCCCUGGGAGCUCAACCGCCCACAGUAGUUACUUUCCAUACCUAGGACAUAAGGGCUCCAUGUGUCAAACCUUAACUGACCACCUGCGAGGGACAGGCCAAAGCCCCCCCAUGCGGUACAGUGCUGAGCACUGGGCAGGCUUGUUUCAACAAGUAACGAGGAGGAUGAAACCAGCAUGCAAGCCACUGAGGGACCUUUCCAGAAUGGACUGCUCACUCCAUCCCACUGCGAAUCACCUCAAAGUAGGCCCAGGGCACCCCCAUGGUUGCACAGUUAUAUGCCUGGAGAAAGACUUUAAGGCAGCGUUUCUUAAAUUUAAGACCCAGGAACACCAAACUUUUUUU